Phodopus roborovskii (desert hamster) is the source of this 1334-nucleotide messenger RNA. It is a transcript of the gene Gtf2b, whose product is annotated as general transcription factor IIB. NCBI's taxonomy places the organism in Eukaryota, Metazoa, Chordata, Mammalia, Rodentia, Cricetidae. Gene Ontology annotation, molecular function: RNA polymerase II general transcription initiation factor activity; TBP-class protein binding. Gene Ontology annotation, biological process: transcription preinitiation complex assembly; transcription initiation at RNA polymerase II promoter. The coding region runs from base 145 to 1095 and encodes 316 amino acids. The record is from RefSeq and is a predicted model, not a curated record. Gene Ontology annotation, cellular component: transcription preinitiation complex; nucleus. The transcript has 7 exons.
GAGUUGCAUGCUUUUUGGCCGUCCUGCCGACCCGUAGCCGCGCAGAGUGCGCGCGGGCGCCUCGCGCAUAAAAGCCCGGCUCGGGGCGUCCGGCCGCCAGUGUCGCUUCCUGCUUCGGACGGAGCUGUUGGCGGAGCCGCGAAGAUGGCGUCGACCAGCCGUUUGGAUGCUCUCCCAAGAGUCACAUGUCCAAAUCAUCCAGAUGCAAUUUUAGUUGAGGACUACAGAGCCGGUGAUAUGAUCUGUCCUGAAUGUGGCCUAGUUGUAGGGGACCGGGUUAUCGAUGUGGGAUCUGAGUGGAGAACUUUCAGCAAUGAUAAAGCGACAAAAGACCCAUCUCGAGUUGGAGAUUCUCAGAAUCCUCUUCUGAGUGAUGGAGAUUUGUCCACCAUGAUUGGCAAGGGUACAGGAGCUGCAAGUUUUGAUGAGUUUGGCAAUUCCAAGUAUCAGAAUCGGAGAACAAUGAGUAGUUCCGAUAGAGCAAUGAUGAAUGCCUUCAAGGAAAUCACAACCAUGGCAGACAGAAUCAACCUUCCUCGAAAUAUAGUUGAUCGAACAAAUAAUUUAUUCAAGCAAGUGUAUGAGCAGAAGAGCCUGAAGGGAAGAGCUAAUGAUGCAAUAGCUUCUGCUUGUCUGUAUAUUGCCUGUAGACAAGAAGGCGUUCCGAGGACAUUUAAAGAAAUAUGUGCUGUAUCUCGAAUUUCUAAGAAAGAAAUUGGCCGCUGCUUUAAAUUGAUUUUGAAAGCUUUGGAAACCAGUGUGGAUCUGAUCACAACUGGGGACUUCAUGUCCAGGUUCUGCUCCAACCUUUGCCUCCCCAAGCAAGUGCAGAUGGCAGCUACACACAUAGCCCGCAAGGCUGUGGAGCUGGACUUGGUUCCUGGCAGGAGCCCUAUCUCUGUGGCAGCGGCAGCUAUUUACAUGGCAUCCCAGGCAUCAGCUGAGAAGCGGACACAAAAAGAAAUUGGAGAUAUUGCUGGUGUUGCUGAUGUUACAAUCAGACAGUCCUACAGAUUGAUCUACCCUCGGGCUCCAGAUCUCUUCCCUUCAGACUUCAAGUUUGACACCCCAGUGGACAAAUUACCCCAGCUCUAAGCUGAGGCAACUAAGUGUCACACUCUCAUGUACAUGGAACUUUAUACAUAGCUGGUUGAGCCUUUAAUGAGAUGGUACGCAUUCCAGAGCUAAAUAUUAUUACUUAGCAUUCUGUAUGUAUAUAUUAGUGCAACAUAUUUAAUGAUUUAAAUUUCGUACUGAAUCUGCUUUCUUUUUUAGUGAUUAGGAAACAGUAUUUUGGAAGAUAUUGAAAUAUGUAAUUCUCAAAUAAAACAUUU